Molecule: messenger RNA, 1014 nt
Organism: Emiliania huxleyi CCMP1516
Lineage: Eukaryota; Haptophyta; Isochrysidales; Noelaerhabdaceae
Product: putative sensory transduction histidine kinase
Exons: 4
Coding region: 1-1014 (337 amino acids)
Molecular function (GO): phosphorelay sensor kinase activity
Source: RefSeq, a predicted model, not a curated record
AUGUGCGAUCACGGAGCGGGCCGGCUGUGGGAGCCACUAACGCCGAUGACGCCUGAGUUUGCGUCAGUCGCUCAGGCACAGUUUGAGGUGCUCGGCGCGCGGCUGCAGGCCUCUCGCGCCGCCAUCUACUUUCGGCGCGAGGACCCACGGACCGGCGCUCUCGAGUUUGUGCCGGCCGCGGUCUGGCCGGCGACCCAAAAGGUAUGGAUCGUCGGUGAGGGCGUCCGGCCGUCAGUCGACUCGCCGCCGCUGCCGGGCGGUACCGACGCGGGGUCGCUGAUGCCAUCGUACCCCUUUCUCUCGCGCGCUGCCUCGCCGCUGCCCUUGGGGCGGCUGCCCGAGGAGGCUGCUGAGGCGGGCCUUUCUGUACCGCUCGUGCACGGCUCGGAUGCGCGCGAGCUGGAGGCUGCGGCCUCGGCGCUCGCGGUCGCCGCCCUCUUCGACCGCAGGUACUCGGGCCUCGGCGGAGGCUACCGCGAGAUCGUUGCUGGCGAGGUGGGCGUGCCGGUGCUCUUCGUGACGGACGUGUUGCGCGAGGCGUGCUCGGUCGGCGCGGCGGUCGCCUCCUCGCGCGGCGCGCAGCUGCUCGCGCUCUUCGACGAGGAGGCGCUCGCCAACGUGAUCGACAACGGGCUCAAGUACGCGCGGCCUCCGCCGGGCGGAGGCGAGCCGUGCGUCAGCCUCUCGUGCCGCUGGUGCGAGGAGGAGGGCAAGGUGCUGACCGAGGUCUGGAACUCGUUCUCGCCGCCGCUGCCGGACGAGGACCUGCGGCGCGCCUUCGAGUGGGGCUACCGCGGGGCGGCGGCGCGUAAGAGCGACGCCGAGGGCACCGGGCUCGGACUGCAGAUCGCGAGGCGGCUCGUCGAGUCGAUGGGCGGCACGCUCUGCUUGCAUAACGCGCCGAUGCCGGGAUGGGCCGCGGCCGAGUCCGGUGCUGAUGCUGCGGGGAUUGGUGCACCGCCGGAGGGGGUUAGCGCGGUGCUCAUGCUCCCCCGUGCGGGCGAUCACACCUGA